CCUGUGUCUCCCUGAGAGACUUGUCGCUGCCUUCUUUCCAUCUCCUCAUGAAGCUGUUGGGAUCAAAUGCUUGGCGUAACUACGCCAUCUUUAGGGUUUUUAGGGCUCGUUUCUGUAGCACCAAAGUCAUAGAGCAAUCUUCUGCGCCAAUUGAAGACAAUCUGUACCGUCGGAUUUCCGGCGCUGAAAAUUGGGUUGGUUCGAUGGCUCCCGUAUUAGACCAAUGGCUCGAGGAAGGAAAAGAAGUCAAGCAAUCUGAGCUUCGGAAGUUUAUCCAGCAACUUCGAAAGUACCGUCGGUUCAGGCACGCCCUCGAGAUUUCCGAAUGGAUGAGUGAUCAAAGGAACCAUGUUUUGUCAACUGGAGAUAUUGCUAUUCGGCUGGAUUUAAUAUCAACAGUUCAUGGCGUGGAGCUGGCGGAGAAGUAUUUUGAUAGUAUUCCCGAAACUAUGAGAACCUUCCAGGUUUAUGGUGCGCUUUUAAGCUGCUAUGCACGCAACAGAUCUUUGGAAAAAGCAGAGGCCACAAUGCAAAGGAUGAGAGAGUUUGAGUUAGGAAAAUCAUCAUUGACGUACAAUGUGAUGUUAAAUCUCUAUUUUCGGCUGGGAAAACAUGAGAAGCUAGACAUCUUAAUGCAAGAGAUGACAGAAAUGGGCAUCAAGUGGGAUAAAUUCACUUACAGCAUCAGACUGAAUGCUUAUGCAGCUAGUGCUGAUGCAGAGGGAAUGGAGAAACUGUUAAUGAAGAUGGAAUUUGAUCCCCUCAUCUCCAAGGAAUGGAAUACCUAUGUUGUUGCAGCAAAUGGUUUCUUGAAAUCUGGCCAGAAUGAAAGGGCUCUGACAAUGUUGAAGAGAGCAGAGCAACAAAUUCGCGGAAACUCUAUGAGGUUAGCUUAUGAAUCUAUUAUCACAUUAUAUGCUGCUUUAGGGGUUAAAGAUGAAGUGUAUCGUCUAUGGAAUUUGUACAAGAAUAUUGGAAAAGUUAUAAAUUCAGGCUACCUAUCUAUGUUAAGCUCAUUAAUGAAGUUGGAUGACAUUGAUUUUGCUGAGAAGCUUUUGGAGGAAUGGGAAUCUGGGACAACACUAUUUGACGCUCGAAUUCCAAAUUUGGCAAUUCGUGCUUACUGCAAGAAGGGUCUUCUGGAAAGGGCUGAAGCUUAUUUUAAGCGGCUUAUGGAGAGUGGGAAAAAGCUCGACGCUACCACAUGGGACUGCUUGGCAACUGGAUAUUGGAUAAAUGGGCAGACAGCAAAGGCUGUGGAAACACUGAAGAAUGCAGUUUUGGCUGGUCGGCCUGGAUGGAAGCCCAACAAACAUACUCUGACUGUAUGUCUGAAGUAUAUGAAGAGGCAGGGAGAAGAGGAAGGGGCCGAAGAGAUUUUGAGGUCACUGGAGAAAGAUGGUUAUAUAUCGUCCCAGCUUUAUGAUCAAUUGAAACAUGAUAUUAAUGAUGAAAUUGUCAACUCCAAACCCCUUAAUCCGAUUGAAGGGGAUGAGGGCGCUUGUGAUAGCGAAGUGCAGAAGGUCGUGGAGUUCAAGGAUGAGAACAGUAAAUGAAGGAUAGGUGCACUUCUAGACGGAUCUCCGAAUGCAUUAUUGUGCUUUACAACAAAUUUCUCCCAGACACGCUAAAGAAAUGGUUUGUAUUUGUGAGAUUAUUUUAUGCAAUUAGGAUGAUAAACAAGCUGUACCAGGUUUUACGGUGACUAUGCAGGGGAGAAUUGCCUUAUUUUGGUUGAUUCCGAUGUGUUAGCUGGAAUGUCACCCUGCGUUAUCUUACCGUAUUAAGUUUUGGUCCAGGUCUCAACUGGUCCAUGUUGUAAAAUGUUAAGUUCUGCCGUUUACUUUUCUUUCUUUUUUUCUAGCAGACAAACAGGCUACAUAGAGAAAUCAUUUAGAGAUCGAAACCUGCCUUGAACUUUAGGUGCUAGUAUCCAAUAUACAAUAAGCAGAAUAAAUAAAUAGUAUACAAAAGUAUGGCUCUCAAUAAACACCAAAAAGAGCCAAAAAAAACCAUACAUAUGCAGAUUACAGUCUCCAUCCCCGAGUAGGACCUGUCUUUCACAUAUCAUCAAUAUAAUUAUGUGCCCCACAUUCAAUUUUCAGGAGAGUUCUAACUGAUGACUUCUUUACAGUCACCAACACCAUUAGAGGAAAAACAAGUUUUAAGGAGGCAAAAGAUUGUAGUGGCCAAAUACAUGUGUGUUUGGCCUCUAAUUCUCCUUAGAUGUGCAAAAUAGUUAUAGAAAAGUUUGGUUCCCUGAAAUGACUGAUAAGGCUGAUCUACCAUUUCAAGCUCAACAGAACAUCAGAGCCAAGCUUGGAAACCCAACAUGUCAAUUCUGAAUUUCUGAUUAUGCUACGACCCCCGCUCACCGACCUCAUAAAGUAUGAAAAAUGUCUUUCAAUUUUAUUACCCUCAUUUUAAACCCAAGUCAUCCAGAAGUGUUUGAUGUUAAGAGAGUUUUACGGGUUCAUAGUCAAUGGUAUUCCGCGUGCCACAUGAAUGAUCGUGGGCAAAAAUGGAGGAAAAUUUAACUCAAUGCAUUACAUCAUCAAACUUUCCCCCUGUAUUACAUUAGUCAAAUAAGGAUCACUUUAAUAAAAAAAAAAUAUAUGAUAUCUGCAUAGUAAAAACUAGGGGGAAAAACCCCAUCAACAGGGGAACAAGAAUUAUAGAAGAAAAACUGUUUGAAGAAAAUAAAUAUCACAGAAGUACCAUUCUCUCUCUCUUUCACUUCUCACUUAUCGAGCUAAAUAAAGAAAUUCCAUAAAGUAAAAGAAAAAAA
This is a messenger RNA of Tripterygium wilfordii, 2788 nucleotides long. RefSeq names its product pentatricopeptide repeat-containing protein At2g20710, mitochondrial-like. The record is from RefSeq and is a predicted model, not a curated record. Lineage: Eukaryota; Viridiplantae; Streptophyta; Magnoliopsida; Celastrales; Celastraceae. The transcript has 2 exons. Gene Ontology annotation, cellular component: mitochondrion. Gene Ontology annotation, molecular function: protein binding. The coding region runs from base 48 to 1556 and encodes 502 amino acids.